GGCUAGUUUGGAAAAAUAGACCUGGCAAACCUGGGGCAGAUUAUUGUUCAGGCUUCUCAAGGCUGAAAACUUAACAGAAAGUUCAGACCAGAACAGGCCUUAGAAAAAGUGAACUGUUCAGUUAAACCCAACAGGUGGCAACUGUAGUGUGUCCCAGUGCCAGGCUGACUGGUUAUACUGGAGAGAGAAGGUAACCCCACACUAGACACAACCUUGCUGGCAGUUACACCUCUGACAAAUAGAGACUUCUCAAUUUACAGACUAUUUCUGCUGCUCCAUAGCAACAAGGCGAGUGCUCGAAUGUGUGCCCGACAGCUCUAUGGAUUCGCGCUUUAAAAUGUACACUUUUUUGCAUUACAGUAUUAUGUUGGUAUGCCUUGGCUUUCCAUGAGAACCGGGCGAAUAUAUAAAGGUUCGGCGUUUUAUCAGCAGAAAACUGUAAGCGCUUUCCGCCUUUCCCUUUGUGCCAGGCAUUCCCACAAACAGCCUAAACGUCUGGCGCAUCCUGGAUGGAAGGGGCCUCUACGUGGCAGUCGCGGUGGAGGCGGAAGUAGGGCUGUUUGGAAGCAGCUUUCGUGAAUAAGGAAACAUGUCUGGCUGGCAGGGAUUCUCAGAAGAGGAGCUUAGGAACCUGAAAAUGAAACAAGAAUUACCACAUCAACCUGAUCAUUCAAGAAGACAACCCACAUCAGCCAAACCUGCAGCAGCCAAAAGUCGACGGCAGAUGCAGAGAAAGAUGGCUUUGCAAGCACAGAGUCAGCAGUUGGCUAAGCAGAAUGGAUCCCUUUCUGUUCCCCCUGAGCAGCAGCUUUCCAGACCAACCAGCAGCUCAUCACCAAAUGUAAUAUCCUGCCCAGUUGAAAAAAAGCAAAUCAUACACGGACAACCACAAAUGAGCACAUCAGUUAGCUCUGGCACUGACCACAAGGAGGAGGAUUUGUGUUCUGAAGAAAAUGAAGAGCUAAACAAAAAGGAAAUGGAAUUGAGAGAGAAAUCUCGGUUGGAUCAACUUCAACUAGAACAACGACUUAUGGAAGAGAAGAAUAAGCGUAAGAAGGCUUUACUUGCAAAAGCUAUUGCUGAAAGGUCCAAAAAAACCCAGGCAGAGGUUGUGAAACUGAAGAGGAUCCAGACGCAGCUCCAGGCUUUGGAUGAUUUAGUAUCCACGGAUAUUGGUAUUUUAAGGAACUGUAUUGACCAGGCAUGCAUAGAAUUUUCUCAAGCCAAGAAGCGUUAUGAUAAAGCUGAAGCAGAAUAUAUUCUGGCCAAGGUGGAUUUGCAUAAGAAGACUGAAAUCAAGGAACAGUUGACAGAGCAUCUGUGCACCAUAAUACAGCAGAACGAGCUCCGCAAAGCCAAAAAAUUAGAGGAGCUUAUGCAGCAGCUAGAAGUUGACGCUGACGAGGAGAAGCUUGAACUCGAAAUUGAAGUAGAGCAGAUGCUGCAGCAGCAAGAGACAGAAGCAAAAAGACAACUAGUAGCAACUCAACAAACUCAAGUGCAAGUAGAUUCACCGACCGAAAAAAAUGUUGAGCCACCAGAAAAAGAAAAAAGUGCAGAAAAAGAAGCAAGUUCAGAUCAGAAUGGUCCGUGUCAGUCCUCACCUCAUCUGACAAAUGAGUCUUGUGUCCAAGAUAAAAGCACAGCUAAGUCAGAACCUAAUUCCUUAUCUGAUAAGCAACCAGUAUAACUAAGCCUACAGAUGUUUCUGGACCUUGGGGCUUAAGGCGUGUAGUGCACAUCUAAAACUGGUACAUUUGUGUCCGUUGUCAUGUGUUGUGAAUUGUUACACAAUUGUGUUACAUAAUCAGGAUGAUUGCACAGUGAGUUCAUGUUUUUUACUUUUGGUGCUGGGAUAUCACACAAACGACGGUUCCUACAGUUCAGUUUAGGGAUUCAGACUUCUCAGAGGAAUGAGAAUUUACUUUUCUAAUGUUUUUGGGUUUAGUGCAAUUAAAACAGAUAUAUUACGUGACAUUAUUCAUUCUCCCUUAGGUAUGUUUGGCUCUAAAUGUGUGUAUAAUCUUGCCUCAGAGGAACAAUGCUGAAAAAAAAUGAUUUAGCAAUAUGAAGACUUUGUAUGCAAAUAGAGCUGGUGUACCAGAAGCAUUUAACUGCUCCGUGUAGUGGUUAGAUAGAUGCAGGGCACAGCUUUUGUUGUCAUUUAAGACAUUUUUCACUGAUUUUAAGGGGCAGAUUUAUCAAGGGUCGAAUACUAAAUUUGCAUUCAAAUUUAGAAUUUUCGAGUUCACACAUUCUAAUUUUAAUCCCCCUAUUGAAAGUAAAUAUGAAUGUAAGAUUUAUGACACUUCGACCAUGGAAACAGUCCCAAUUCGAAUAUUUGCCACCUAAAACCAGCCGAAAUUUUUGUAGAAGUCAAUGGCAGAGGUCGGUUGAGCCAUUUGGAGAUUUUAAUAGCCUUCCUCACAUUCGAGUUUUUUUUUCAAGAGAAAAACUCGAUUAGUGUGAAUCGAAUAUGAAUCGAAUACAAUUUGAAUUUUCAGGUCGGAACCAUAUAAUCGAAUAUUAGACAUUCACAUUUUUUCUUAAACAUCCCAGUCGAUUUGUGAGUAUAUUUGAUUAAAAAAAAUAAUUCACAUUAAUUCAACCUUUGAUAAAUGGGCCUCUAAGUAUAAUACUGUCUCCUUACUUCAAUUCAUUUCUAUUUUCUGUCUAUUUAGAUUAGAAAUUGUGAUACAGUUUAGUAAAACAUUAUUCUAUGAAGCUCUUCAGCUAUCGAAACUGUAGCUGAAGAAAAUGCAGGUUUGGGACCUAUUAUUCGGAAUGUUCGGGACCAGAGGUUUUCCGGUUAAGGGCACUUUCCAUAAUUUGGAUCUACUAGAAAAUUGUGUAAACAUUAAAUAACCCUAAUAGAGUAGUUUUGAAUCCAAUAAGGAUUAAUCAUAUCUUAGUUUGGAUUAAGUACAAGGUACAGCUUUAUUAUUACAGAGAAAAAGGAAAUCACUUUUUAUAAUUUGGAUAAAUGAAGUCUAUGGGAGAUGGCCUUUCCGUAAUUCUGAGCUUUCCAGAUAACGGAUCCCAUACCUGUAAAGUGGAUACAGUAGAUUACUUGGCAUGGAAAUCUCAUAUAUUCAUUGUAUAUAUUGCCACUUUUCUGUUUCUUCCUCUUUUUUUAUUCUAUUUUAUUGUGAUAUUUUUUCAACUUGUGAACCUUUUUCACAGUUGUGAGUUAUAGUUUAUACCCGACACUUAAAUAUUUAUACUAUCCCUUUGUCUGUUUUGAUUUAGGAUUUCUUCAGUAAUUCCUUCUUACACCUUUUGAAACUAGUUUCCUCUAUUUUUAAUAAAGCUCUGACUAUUUUCUUUUGUCUUCAGCAGGAUGUUAUAGUAAGGAGAUUAACAUUUCAGGUCUUGAGUACUUGAAUAAGUAUGUUGUUAUUAUUAUUUAGAAAAUGCAUAUUCACAGUUUAGAUUAGCAGUUCACUUUCCUGUUAAGAUUAUAACUACCUUUUUCUAUUUAGUUCUUUAGUCAUUUAAGAAGUGCCUCUCAGCUGGCAGCUCUUAGUUGAUGAGCCUUUUGCACUCACCGAAGAGAAACAAACAUAAAAUUAUUUCUUGACUUGUAUGGUACAGGUGUCCUUUAUCUGCAAGCAUGUUAUCCAGAGAGCUCCGAAUUACGGAAAGGCCAUCUCCCAUAGACUCCAUUACAAUUAAACAACGAAUAUUAUUUUUUUUUUUAAAUG
Molecule: messenger RNA, 3704 nt
Organism: Xenopus laevis (African clawed frog)
Lineage: Eukaryota; Metazoa; Chordata; Amphibia; Anura; Pipidae
Product: RAB6-interacting golgin-like
Exons: 5
Coding region: 590-1690 (366 amino acids)
Source: RefSeq, a predicted model, not a curated record